CCCAGGGGGGGCAAGAUGGCCUGCCAGUCCAGCGUCACUUUCAGCAGCUUCAGCAGCAGUGGAGCAGCCCCAGUGUGGGGCACUGGACCAGGAUCCUUGGGAUGGAAUGGCUGUGGCGGGGCCAACCCCAACCCCAGCUUCAGCUCGAGAAGUCUCAGCAGCUGUGGGUCAAGAGGCACCUUCCAAAAGGUGACCGUGAACUCCAGUCUCCUAGUGCCCUUGGACAUCAAGUUGGACCCCACCAUCCAGCAACAGAAGAAUCAGGAGAAGGAGGAACUGAAGACACUCAAUGACAAGUUUGCCUCUUUGAUUGGGAAGGUGCAGUCCCUGGAGCAACGGAACCAGUUGCUGCAAACCCGAUGGUGCUUCCUGCAGGAGCAAGAGUCCACCUCAGUCGACUUCAGCCACAUGUAUGAGGAAUACCUGAACCGCCUGCAGCAGGAGCUGAAGACAGUGAGCCAGGAGCGAGGUCAGCUUGAAGCCAACCUGAUGCAGAUGCUGGAGAAGGUGGAAGAAUACAAGAUCAAAUAUGAAGAAGAGAUCACCAAGCGGACAGACAUGGAGUUCACUUUUGUCCAGUUGAAGAAGGAUCUGGAUGCUGAGUGUCUUCGAAGGACAGAGCUGGAGGCAAAACUACAAGGACUCCAGAGCUUUGUGGAGUUGAUGAAAACUGUUUAUGAGCAGGAACUCCAGGACCUGAUGACCCAGGUGAAGGACAUAUCAGUGACCGUAGGAAUGGACAGUCGCUGCCACAUCGACCUCAGUGGCAUUGUGGAGGAGGUGAAGGCCCAAUAUGAUGCCAUUGCUGCCAGAAGUCUGGAGGAGGCUGAGGCAUAUUCCAGGAGCAGACUGGAGGAGAGGGCGGCUCGAUCUGCCGAGUUUGGGAACAGCCUUCAAAACAGCCGGAGUGAGAUCGCCGACUUGAACAUCCAGAUCCAGAAGCUCAGGUCCCAGAUCCUCUCUCUCAAGAGCCACUGUCUGCAUUUGGAAGAAAACAUCAAAGCAGCAGAGGAACAGGGGGACUUGGCCUUCCGGGAUGCCCGGGCCAAGCUGAGCCAGCUGGAGGAGGCCCUGCAGAAAGCCAAGAAGGACAUGGCCAUCCAGCUGCGAGAUUAUCAGGAGCUGAUGAACGUCAAGCUAGCCCUGGACAUUGAGAUCGCCACCUACAGGAAGCUGGUGGAAGGAGAAGAGUGCAGGAUGGAUUCUCCUUCCUCUGCAGUUGUCAGUGCUUUCCAGUCCAGAUCCAGACCUGUUGCCUCCAAAUCAGGCUUCUCAAAAUCCCCCUCCCAAAGGAGGAAGAACAGAGGUCCAGUGAUCAAGAUCACAGAGAUGUCGGAGAGGCUCAUCUCUCAGGAAUCUGAGGCCACUCAGUAA
This is a messenger RNA of Dromiciops gliroides (monito del monte), 1374 nucleotides long. RefSeq names its product keratin 80 (gene KRT80). Gene Ontology annotation, molecular function: structural constituent of skin epidermis. Lineage: Eukaryota; Metazoa; Chordata; Mammalia; Microbiotheria; Microbiotheriidae. Gene Ontology annotation, biological process: intermediate filament organization; keratinization. Gene Ontology annotation, cellular component: keratin filament. Bases 16 to 1374 code for a protein of 452 amino acids. The transcript has 9 exons. The record is from RefSeq and is a predicted model, not a curated record.